UCUCCUCCACUUGUCUCUUUAUUUAAUGAAGAUCGAUGCCAAUUCUGUAUAUAAAUGGCUUUACAGUAGAGACACAAGUGCAACUUGCUGCUUGAAAAACGAAGAGAAAAACCAGUAGGAAUAAAGAGAGAUGUAUACCUUCGUGAAAAACGCAGGAAGUACUACUCCUCAUCCAUGGCUUAAGAUGAUAACAAUGAUAGUGUUGGUAUUGGUAAAUGGGAUGUGUUGUCAUGGGUGUUGGGAGCAAGAGAGGAUUGCGCUGUUGCACCUUAAAGCUUCUAUCAACGACCCAAGUGGCACCUCUUUACCUUCUUGGGUGGAUAAUCGAAAUGCCAAUUGCUGUCAAUGGGAAGCAGUUGAAUGUAGCAAUAAUUCAAAGAGAGUGGUCAAAAUCUCUCUUACUGGUACAUGGGAUUGGAGAUUAGGAAAUUAUGAGUGGCAUUUCAACGCUUCACUAUUUCUUCCUUUUGAAGAGCUCAAGGCUCUUAACUUGAGUGGAAAUGGUUUAGUUGGUUGGGUUGAUAAUGAAGGUUUUAAAAGAUUUUCGAUGUUGAUCAAUGUUGAAGUUCUUGAUUUAAGUGAAAAUCAAUUCAAUGAUACCAUCUUAGAAUUUGUUGGUGAAAUAUCAUCUUUGAGAUCUCUCUCUCUUGCAUUAAAUUGGAUGGAAGCAUCAAUUGAUUUGAAUAGUUUUGGAAGACUUUCGAGACUGAGCAAUCUUGAACUCCUCGAUCUUAGUUCCAACUAUUUAAAUAGCAGUACUAUUCUAACAUCUAUUGGUGGCAUUUCAAGCCUAAAGUUUCUGGAUCUUUCAGAUAAUAAUAUUGGAGGAUCAAUUGACAUCAACAGUUUUGGAAGACUUUCGAGACUGAGCAAUCUUGAACUCCUCGAUAUUAGUUACAACAGUUUAAAUAGCAGUACUAUUCUAACAUCUAUUGGUGGCAUUUCAAGCCUAAAGUUUCUGGAUCUUUCAUAUAAUGAUAUUGGAGGAUCAAUUGACAUCAACGGUUUGUGCCAAUUGAAGACUCUUCAAGAACUCAACAUUAGGGGAAAUGAACAUCUGGGCACCUUACCUUGGUGCUUAGCCAACUUGACAUCACUUCGUUUUCUGGAUAUCUCUUCCAAUUAUUUCAAUGGAAAUAUCGCUUUUUCUCCACUUGUCAAUCUAACAACCUUGAAAUACCUUGCACUUUCAAAUAAUCAAUUUGAUGUUCCAGUUUCAUUCAAGUCAUUUUUAAACCAUUCCAAACUUAAGGUCCUUGAAAGCCUUAACAACAAGUUGGUGGUGGAAAGGGAAUGUCAUUCCUCCACCCCAAGUUUCCAAUUAGCAAUUAUCCGUCUAUCUGAUACGGAAUCUAGCAACUGCUCCGUAGGUUUUCCCCAUUUCCUCUACCAUCAAAAUGAACUUCAAGUGAUUGAGCUCUCUCAAAUUGAUUUUAACGGGAAGUGGCCGAAUUGGUUGUUGGAGAAUAAUUCUAGAUUGGUAAGUCUUGUUAUGCCAGACAAUUCAUUACAUGGACCAAUUUUACAGUUGCCUUUGAAUCCCAUAACAGGGCUUUCCAUUUUGGACAUAUCCAACAAUCAUAUUGAAGGCUACAUCCCUUACAAACUUGCUAGUAUCUUUCCACGUUUAGUAUAUUUAAACAUGUCUACAAAUGGCCUCAAAGGUGAUAUUCCUUCCUCAUUGGGUGACCUAACCUCUUUAAAAUAUCUAGAUUUAUCAAACAAUCGAUUAUCUGGAAAAAUACCAGUGAAUUUGGCCAAGGCUUGUGAGUCCUUGAGAUUGUUGAGCCUAUCAAACAACUACUUGACAGGUCCUAUCCUACCCCCUCAAACAAACUCAAGCACAAUUAAUUUUUUACUUCUAGACAACAAUCACUUCACACAAAUUCCAGAUAGCUUGUUAAUAAACUCGUUGGUAGUGUUGAAUGUGGGUCACAAUCAAUUAGCAGGAAAGAUUAAUCCAGGAUGGAUUUGGAAUCAAUGGUGGUCUUUAUGGGUCCUUUCCUUGUCCAACAAUAAUUUUGAAGGACCUAUCCCAAUUGAAUUUUGUGAGCUUCAUAAUCUGAUUGUGUUGGACCUCUCAAAUAAUUACUUCACAGGAAUUGUGCCAUCUUGUUUUUCAAACUUGUCAGAUGUGGAAUUCGUUUGGUUGUCAAAUAAUAGGCUAAGUGGUCCUUUCCCAGAGGGCUUUCAUAACAGCUCUGGGCUGACGAUACUUGAUCUUUCUAAUAACCGCUUCAGCAAAGAUAUUCCGAAGUGGAUUGGGAACCUCUCCCAAAUGCAAAAGCUUCUCUUGAAUAAUAACAGUUUUGAGGGAAAUAUUCCAAAUCAAGUAUGUCACCUGUCCAUGUUAACCGUCAUUAAUCUUUCUUGGAACAACUUCAUUGGUGAUAUUCCACAUUGCUUGCAUACCAUCGAAGAUGAAAGUGGCAACGACGGAGAGAUUUUUACUUCUAUAGAUAAAAAAUUGACAUCAUCAUUAGAUGAUUUCAAAACCGUUGCAAAAACGGCCCAAUUCCGUUACAAAUUGGAGUAUGAUCACAUGGAGUUCACAACAAAAGGAAUAUCUCUGUAUUACAAGGGAGUUCCUCUAGACCUCUUCUCCGCAAUUGAUCUCUCCAACAACAAAUUGACUGGUUGUAUACCACCUGGAAUUGGCAAUCUUAGCCAUAUCAAAUCAUUGAACUUGUCCCACAACAACUUGACUGGACCAAUCCCUGCAACUUUCUCCAACUUGGAGAACAUAGAGAGCUUGGAUCUUUCCUACAACAGCUUGCAAGGGAAUAUCCCCUAUAAACUCACAGGUUUACACUAUCUGGCAAAAUUCAACGUGUCUUACAACAACUUAAGUGGAAGGAUACCUCAAGGACCAAACCAAUUUCAAACUUUUGAUGGGAGUAGCUACAUUGGAAAUUCACUCCUUUGUGGAGAAGAAGUUGCAAAUGGUUGCAAUUCGCCCCCGCCAAUAGCAUCACCCAACAAUGGCAGUGAAGUGGAAUUUGGCUUUAUUGACAUGGGCACUUUCUAUAUGAGCUUUGCAGGGUCUUACUUGACUGUGUUACUAGUUAUUGCAGGAAUUUUAUACAUAAAUCCUCAUUGGAGACGAGUAUGGUUCCACUUCAUUGAGGUUUUCAUUGCCUCUUGCUACUACUUCGUUAUGGGUAACCUUUGGAAGUUCAAAGCCAAGUUCCUACAUAAGCGAUCACCCAUCUAAAGAAGGUUUAAUGUACAUAACAAGUUUGUUCUACUUGAUAGGUACAUGAUAAUUUGAUUUUCUAAAUUUUGUUGUCAUGCACCUGUGAAUGAUUAACAUAUAUUUGAUGCCCAAUGUCGAAAUAUCUUAGCUUUGUUUUGAGCACUACAUUAAUAUUUCUCAUC
Molecule: messenger RNA, 3378 nt
Organism: Diospyros lotus (date-plum)
Lineage: Eukaryota; Viridiplantae; Streptophyta; Magnoliopsida; Ericales; Ebenaceae
Product: receptor-like protein 9b
Exons: 5
Coding region: 131-3214 (1027 amino acids)
Molecular function (GO): protein binding
Source: RefSeq, a predicted model, not a curated record